Messenger RNA from Thlaspi arvense, 1881 nucleotides. The record is from the annotation of a GenBank genome assembly. NCBI's taxonomy places the organism in Eukaryota, Viridiplantae, Streptophyta, Magnoliopsida, Brassicales, Brassicaceae.
AUGGGAACUGUGGUUGGAACUGCUGACGACUGCAGAGAGAUGUUUGAAGGCAAUGUUCAGACAAGAAUCACACCAUUUUCUUCAGCAAACCAGAUUGGAAACCCUGUUACCUACAAGCUUGUCCGGGUUGCAGGAGAUGGAAGGCUAGUGCCUGCGACGGAUGAAGAAAUCUUGGAGGUCAACGAGACAGAUGUGCAUAUUACAACAGAUGCUUGUCAGACUUUAGGUUACCUUCCCACGGAAGGUUUAUCUUCUCGGUUGUCUCAGCUAGAAAGUUCUGAAGCUAUCAGUUCAGGUUUAUUGCAGUCUGACAAUGUGGAACCAUAUACAGAGCAGGUGAAUUCUCGACUUGAGUGUUUUAACGAGGAGAUGUUGCAAAAGGUCGAACAGGAAGAGAGGCUUGUCAUGAUAGAUGGAUCUCAAGUGCCUUCUACUCCUCCGGAAGCCAACAUCUAUUGUUCUAAUGCAAACAAAUUGUUUGAUGAGGAUCAAGUCCACCAUGAAGCUUUGCUACAGGAACCCUUUCUUGUCUCAUCAAAUGUUCAGAAUGGAUGCGAUAUGAAUCAGUCUAACACAGUUGAACCAUGCUCAAACGCAGCGGCUAGUCCCAAAGAAACUGCAUUGCCUGCUGCUGCACAAAAGCCUGAUUUUUCUUUAGUUAGAGGCGAGAUCUGCUUGGAUAAUUUAUCGAUUAAAGCACUGCAAGAAACAUUCAGGGCAACGUUUGGCCGCGAGACGACUGUUAAGGACAAGACGUGGCUCAAAAGGAGGAUAACAAUGGGACUUGUUAAUUCCUGUGAUGUGCCAAUAACUAACCUGACCAUCAAAGAUAACAAGCUACUUGGAAAUCAAGAAAAGUCCAAUGAUGUUAGCGAGGAUAUGGGGGACCUUAAAGAUGCACCAUCUGGUAAUGAUCAUAUGAAUGGAAAUUCAAAAGCUUGUGGCCAUAGUCUCAGUGUCAACAACCACUAUUGCGCAACUGAAGAUUUUUCUUGCGAAGAGAGGGCUGCGAAAAGAGUUAGGAAACCUACAAGAAGAUACAUUGAAGAACUUUCAGAAACCGGUGAAAGACAGCAAAACGACAAGUCAAUGGUUCCUUCAAAAGACCAGAGUCCGUCCGAAAAAUCCGAGGUCAGGUCUAUUAGCGUCUCCUCGGGGAAGAGAGUUACAGUCACCAGGAUGGUGUCCCUUGCUGGAUCUGAGAUUGAGGUUCCUUAUGUCUCUCAUGUCCGGAGAAGCCGUCCAAGAGAAAACAUUAUGGCUCUUAUGGAAUGUCACUCCAGUUGCUUGGAAGCGAGAGCUAGUGCAGGAGAGAGUAACCGGAAUCUGAGCCCGAGCCUAUCUCAGUUAACCAGUGAGGUUGUGAACCGAAGUUCAGUGGUAAAGCCUUCUGGACCGGUCCACAAAGAAUUUGCUACAAGUCACAACAGCAACAACGAGGAGGAGCAUAUUCUCUCGGAGGUUGAUCAAGACAUGGAGCCGGAGCACAUGGACUCGUCUGGAAAUAGCUCGGAUGACAACAGUAACACUGGCGCACCAAUCAUGCAAGGUGUGGUGGGACUUAGAAGGAAGCAUCAUCGAGCUUGGACUCUGUCCGAGGUUACAAAAUUAGUGGAGGGUGUGUCCAAGUAUGGAGCCGGGAAGUGGUCUGAAAUCAAAAAGCUUUCCUUUUCAUCUCAUUCAUAUCGAACCUCUGUAGAUCUCAAGGACAAAUGGCGAAAUCUUCUGAAAGCAAGCUUUGCUCAGAGUCCCUCAAACAGCAUGGGAAGUUUCAAGAAACAUGGAUCGAUGAACAUUCCUAUGCAGAUUCUGUUACGGGUGAGGGAGCUCGCGGAGAAGCAAUCGCUGGUUCCACCGAUGAGCAAGGUUGUUUCGAGGUAG